GUCAUCCCUUUAAAUGGAUCCGUCCAAAUUACCCUAAUGGCGACAUCCACAGUGUACUGCAGAGCCGGUCACUUUCUCACAAAAAGUCGAUUGUUAUCUCUUAGAUUACACAGAACCAUGUCAAGUUUAUUGAUAGAAGAUCCAAAGUAUUCGUGGCUUAAAGAUUUAGGACUGUCAGCUCAAAACAAUGGCGUGUUUUAUGGAAAAUGGGGAGGAUCAGGCGAGAUUGCCACAUCUUAUUGCCCUACAAACAAAAAGCCAAUAGCUACAGUUGUACAGGGCAGUCCAGCUGACUAUGAGAAAGCCAUUGCAGCAACAAAGGAAGCAUGGGAAGUCUGGGCAGAGGUGCCAGCUCCACAAAGAGGAGAAAUUGUUAGACAAAUGGGCGAGGCAUUGAGAGAAAAGAAGACCAUCUUAGGAAAAUUGGAGUCUUUAGAAAUGGGUAAAAUUUUAGCUGAGGGGGAGGGAGAAGUACAAGAGUAUAUUGAUAUCGCUGACUAUGCUGUAGGACUGUCCAGAAUGUUUUCAGGAAAUGUCUUUCCAUCAGAGCGACCUGGACAUAUGCUGAUAGAACAAUGGAAUCCACUAGGAGUUGUGGGUAUUAUAACAGCUUUUAACUUCCCUGUAGCAGUGUAUGGAUGGAAUUCAUCGAUAUCAUUGAUCUGUGGAAAUUGUUGUUUAUGGAAAGGAGCACCCACAACCCCACUUGUCAGUGUUGCAAUUACAAAAAUUUUAGAAGCUGUCUUGAAAGCAAACAAUCUUCCAGGUGCCAUUUGUUCAUUGGUUCAAGGAGGUGCUGAUAUUGGAAUGUUGAUGGCCAAAGAUGAAAGGAUCAAUCUUCUAUCAUUUACUGGCAGUACACCUGUUGGACAUAAAGUUUCUAUGAUGGUUCAAGAAAGAUUUGGUAAAUUUUUGUUAGAACUUGGAGGAAACAAUGCUUUAAUAGUAAAUGAUGAUGCUGAUAUUGACAUGCUUGUUAGAGCUGCAGUGUUUGCUUGUGCUGGCACAGCUGGACAGCGAUGUACCACAACUAGACGUCUGAUCCUCCACGAGAAAGUCCAUGAUGAGGUUGUCGAGAGACUGAAGAAAGCAUAUGCUCAGAUUAAAAUUGGGGAUCCUUUAGAGCCUGGAACUCUUUAUGGUCCAAUGCAUAGUCAACAAGGUGUAGAUCUGUUUCUCCAGUCAGUAGAGGAAGCUAAAGCGCAAGGUGGAAAGAUUGAAUGUGGAGGCAAGAAAAUUGAAAGAGAGGGACAUUUUGUUGAACCAACAAUAGUAACAGGCCUAGCCCAUGAUGCACCAGUAGUUCUGAAGGAAACAUUUGCUCCAAUUGUGUACGCUCUAAAAUGUAAAAAUGUGGAUGAGGCAAUUAAAUUUAACAACGAAGUGAAACAAGGUUUGACCAGCAGUCUAUUUACAAAAGAUAUCAGUAAUAUAUUCAAAUGGAUUGGUCCUAAAGGUUCAGACUGUGGUAUUGUUAAUGUGAACAUUCCUACCAGUGGAGCAGAAAUAGGAGGGGCAUUCGGUGGAGAAAAACAUACAGGAGGGGGUAGGGAAUCUGGCAGUGAUGCUUGGAAACAGUAUAUGAGAAGGUCUACAUGCACAAUAAACUACAGUAAAGAAUUGCCAUUAGCUCAGGGUAUCAAGUUUGAGUGAAGUUAGCGUAUCCAGAUAUUUGACAACAGAUAUAUAUCGUGUGAAGAACUCUGGAUGAUAUUUUGUUUGUUAUGAAAUUGUUAGACAUGAAAGAAUGGUUGUUUCAGAGAAUGUUUUAAAAUAGUGCUGAUGAUGAAAGGGAAAACAUAUAUAUAUUGUUCAGUUAAUCACAGAGAAUGAAAAAUAUCAGCAUUUGUACUCAUUAUGUUCUCAUCAGGGUUAGAGAUAUGUACUAAACAUAUAUAUUUAUACUAAUCAGUUAAUGAAAUAGGCAUUUGUGAUAUUUUAAAGUUUUGAUAUCUGUAUAUUGUCAUUUGUAUAGCUUUUGAUAAGUUAUCAAAGUUUUUCUGAAAUAUAUUAUUAUAAAAUGCAUAAUAUUUUGAUUAAUCUCCACUGCAGUUGACUGAUUGAUGCUGAAUUUUCAUUUUUUUUCAUGUAUUUUUGCUAAAAAUUUAUACAACAUUAUAAAUGACAACCA
Molecule: messenger RNA, 2131 nt
Organism: Mytilus trossulus (common blue mussel)
Lineage: Eukaryota; Metazoa; Mollusca; Bivalvia; Mytilida; Mytilidae
Product: alpha-aminoadipic semialdehyde dehydrogenase-like
Exons: 19
Coding region: 37-1653 (538 amino acids)
Molecular function (GO): aldehyde dehydrogenase (NAD+) activity
Source: RefSeq, a predicted model, not a curated record